CCACCCCGACCCGGCCGACAACGCGCCGUGCGCCUGCGCACGACUUCCCCAUGUGUGCUCCAGCCGUCAGCCGGCCCAGCUGAGCAGCAGCAACGGACCUUGUUACCAGCGCAGCAGCCUCCAUCGCUUGCUGUUGCCCUCCUCUCUCGGUGGUCUGUCCGCACAGCGCACGUCACCAUGGGCAAGAGCCGGACGAAGCGCUUCAAGCGACCUCAGUUCUCCCCUACGGGCGACUGUCAGGCCGAGGCGGCUGCAGCGGCGAAUGGGACCGGAGGCGAGGAGGACGACGGGCCGGCGGCGGAGCUGCUGGAAAAGCUCCAGCACCCGAGCGCCGAGGUCCGCGAGUGCGCCUGCGCAGGGCUGGCCCGGCUGGUGCAGCAGCGGCCGGCACUCCCGGGCCUGGCGCGGCGAGACGCCGUGCGCCGCCUCGGGCCGCUGCUGCUGGACCCCAGCCUGGCCGUCAGGGAGACUGCAGCCGGCGCGCUGAGAAAUCUCAGUGCUUGUGGAGGUUUUGAAGUUUGUGAUAACAUGGUGACUAAGGAUAUCAUGACCCCUCUGGUUGCGCUGCUAAAAGAGUGUAGUGCUGGACUGGAUUCAAAUGAGAUGUCUCUACAGGAGAAAAAAGAUCAGAACAGAAAUUCUAUUGAGAACAUAGCCAAUGAGGCUGUGAACGUGCUGUGGAAUAUAUGUGAAUGCAGUAGUAGAGCAGUGUCUAUAUUCAACAAAGAAGGGUGUUUGGAGAUUGUGUUAAAGUAUUUAAGUAGGUUUCCUACCAAUGUUGACCUGGCUAUUUCAGUAGCAUAUUGUUUGCAGACAGUGACUGAGGAUAACCCAGAGCUGCUGAAGUCUUUCAGUGCUACAGCAUUGAACAUGCUGGAAUCAGCACUGCUUUCUCCUGUCAGUUCCAUGGAAUCCCUUCUAUUGAAGACAUUGGUAGCAGGCACAAUUUGGAAUCUAAAGGACAUUAUUCCAUGCAAGAGUCAAGCAGAAAUCAUAAAUGCCUUACUAAAGAUCUUAUCUGAAGUUUUGGGAAUGGAUGCUGGUGAAAUGGUUAUUCAAAUGAAAGAGACUGAAACGCAGAGGUUAAAAACUGCUGCAGAGGCUGAGGAAAUAUUAGAGAACACUAAUGGGGAUGCUUUGAUUGAAGAUGAUGAAAUGGAAGGAAUUUCUCAUAAAAGAAAGGUCAGAAGGAAAACUUUCGUUUCAGAUUUACUUCCGCCCACUGACAAGGAACUGAGAGAGACUGUAGCAUUGCUGACAGCCCAACAGACUGCUCUGGAAAUUAUCGUCAACAUGUGCUGCAAUGAAGAUCCCUCUGAUGACGAAUGGGAAGAGCUUUCUAGCAGUGAUGAAAGUGAUGCAUUUAUGGAGAAUUCUUUCAGUGAGUGCGGGGGACAGCUGUUCUCUCCCCUCUGCCUCUCCCAUGAGGUUCACACGGCUCUCACCAACUACCUCAUCCCAAAGAAGAUUUUUGAGAAAACUGCCUUUCCAAACAGCAUUGCAGUUGACCUAUGUUCUAGGAACCCUACUUGGAAACCUUUGAUUAGAAAAAUGAACACUAUUCAGUGCAGAGCCCUCUUCUGUCUCCAGAGUCUUGUGUCCCUCCUGGAUGUGGAGCACCUGGGAGGAGCCGCAGCCCUUCAGACGCUUGCACAGCAUCUGUCACAGCUGCUUUUUUCUCAACCAGAUUUUGCUAAACAUGUUGACUUUCUAGAAGCCAUAAGUAGUGCUUUGAGGGCCCUUUUGCAAACAAUGGCCUCCAAGAACAUUACCCAGUGCAUGACUCCUGAUCAGCUGAUGACAUUAUGCAAAGCAGGCAUUCAUAGUAGUAAUGUCGGGGUUAGAGUGAAUGUCGUUAGCAUUUUAGGAAUCACUGGCAGCGUCCUUGCCAAAGAAGAUGGUACACUUGAAACUCUUAAGAACAUUGGGUGCUUUCUGCUUGAAGUUACCACCAAAGAUCCUUCCCUUGUGGUAGCAGGAGAAGCUUUGGAUGCCCUCUUUGAUGUUUUUGCAGAUGGUAAAGAAGCUGAAAGAGCCUCGAUUCAAAUUAAAUUAUUAUCUGCUCUGAAAGAAUUCCAGCCGGUCUUUAAAAUGAAGAUACGUAAAGAAGGGAGAGGUAACUAUAGCACAGAUCAGCUCUGUGUUCUUGACAAUGUGAAAAUGAAUUUGAGGAGAUUUAUUGCUUAUCAAGAAACCGUUGAGAAAAGACUGACUUCUUAAACAAUCCAAAAAAGAAACCAGUUCUUCCCCCAAAGUAUUCAAUGCUUAGAAUACUAAAAGGUUUUCUUUGAAUGUAUAUGUUUCUGAAAGUCAUUUUUUAAUGCUUACAUUCUGUACGUUCUGUAAAAACUUCAAAACCUGGCCAGGCACGGGGGCUCAGGCCUGUAAUCCCAGCACCUUGGAAGACCGAGGCGGGUGGAUCUCUUGAGGUCAGGAGUUUGAGGCCAGCCUGGCCAACAUGGUGAAACUGCAUGCAUGAGCAUGGUGGCACAUGCCUGUAAUCCCAGUUACUCAGGAGGCUGAGGGAGGAGAAUCGGUUGAACCUGGGAGGCAGAGGUUGCAGUGAGCUGAGAUCACGCUACUACACUCCAGCCUGGGCGACAGAGGGAGACCCUGUCUCCGAAAAAAAAAAAAUCUUCAAAACCUGUCAGAAACUCUGUUGUUGGGUUUUUUUGUGUGUUUUUUGUUUGUUUUGUUUUGUUUUGUUGUUUUGUUGUUUUUUUGUUUUUUUGAGAUGGAGUCUCACUGCUACCCAGGCUGUAUUACAGUGCUGCGAUCUUGGCUUACUGCAACCUCUGCCAUUCCAGGUUCAAGCGAUUUUCCUGCCUCAGCCUCCCGAGUAGCUGGGAUUACAGGCACCCACCACCACACCUGGUUUUUGUUUUUUGUUUUUUGUUUUUUCAGUAGAGAUGGGGUUUCACCAUGUUGGCCAGGCUGGUCUCAAAUUCCUGACCUCAAGUGAUCCGCCCGCCCUGGCCUCCCAAAGUGCUGGGAUUACAGGCAUGAGCCACCAUGCCUGGCCAGAAACUCUUUUUCAAGUGUUGAGAUCUGUGUGGCAUUUCUAGCGCUCUCUAAAUUAUGUGUCUGGCAUAUUUUAAUCACUGGAAACUCAAAGAGUGGAAGAGUGGAAGUGCAAAGGAAUCUCAGGUAGCUCUUAACUGAUUCGCCAGCAGUGAAGAAACUUCAAUCAUGUUUUCCUUGAAUUUUGCAAAAAAAGAAAAUCCAAAGCAUUGCUUGGAUGGUCUUUUAAGGCAUUUUAUAUUAGCUGAACCUUAAACUGAAAUAUGAAAACAAGCUUUAUAAACUAGUUUUUUGAUAUGAAGUAUGUCAAUUAUGUUUGCCUUUUGUGAAGAAGUAAAUGAGUUGAAUUUGUAUUUCACUUACUAGAUUUUACUAAUGAGCUAAUGGGGUCAUUGCCAUCCUCGCUAUUCAUGACUUUGAUGAGUUAUUGCUGUAACAUCACUUCUUGAUUUAAUUUGAUAUGGAAUCAGAAUUGGGAGAAGGUAUUUUUAAAUAAACAACUUUUUAAUGGAAA
Pongo pygmaeus (Bornean orangutan) is the source of this 3535-nucleotide messenger RNA. RefSeq names its product HEAT repeat containing 3 (gene HEATR3). Gene Ontology annotation, biological process: ribosomal large subunit biogenesis; protein import into nucleus. The record is from RefSeq and is a predicted model, not a curated record. NCBI's taxonomy places the organism in Eukaryota, Metazoa, Chordata, Mammalia, Primates, Hominidae. Bases 178 to 2220 code for a protein of 680 amino acids. The transcript is spliced from 15 exons.